Musca domestica (house fly) is the source of this 3074-nucleotide messenger RNA. RefSeq names its product protein SCAI-like. Gene Ontology annotation, biological process: DNA-templated transcription. Gene Ontology annotation, molecular function: transcription corepressor activity. The record is from RefSeq and is a predicted model, not a curated record. The transcript has 10 exons. Lineage: Eukaryota; Metazoa; Arthropoda; Insecta; Diptera; Muscidae. Gene Ontology annotation, cellular component: nucleus. Bases 194 to 1984 code for a protein of 596 amino acids.
AGUCAGCCAGUCCAUCAGCAUCACCACUGCCAUCCAUUGUUGCCAUUUACAAGUGCUUCCAUACAACAACAAAAACAAAACAGAAAAACAACAAAGCAUAAAAAGCCUCCUCCAGCAGUUUAUAUUGAAUGGAAAAUGAGAUUGUUUUGUUCUUUAACGACAGCAACAUAACACUACUGAAUCGAAGAACGGUAUGGUGAAAAUGGAAUCCACAGAAGAACAGGACAGAAAGUUGGUUUUGGAGUUUAUACAUUUGCUGGAGAAGUCCAAACAGUUGUUCAAUGGUUUAAGAGAUUUACCACAAUAUGGACAUCGUCAGUGGCAGGCCUAUUUUGGACGAACAUUCGAUGUCUACACGAAACUAUGGAAAUUCCAGCAACAGCAUCGGAUGGUACUGGAUUCGAAAUACGGUUUGAAACGGUGGCAAAUUGGUGAAAUUGCAAGUAAAAUUGGACAGCUUUACUAUCAUUACUAUUUAAGAACCAGCGAAACGAAUUACCUGAAUGAAGCGUAUCAAUUUUAUGCAGCUAUUAGAGGUAGAGCCUAUUAUUCGCGAGCGAUCAAAGAAGAUCGUCCCGAUUUGAUGGUGAAAAAGCUGCGCUAUUAUGCACGUUUUAUUGUGGUUUGUUUGCUGCUGAAGAAAAUGAAAUUGGUGCGAGAAUUGGUGACCGAAUUGGAAAAACAAAUACAGGAAUAUACCACCACUUAUGAACCUGAAGACCAUUUAGAAUGGUCAUUAGUUUUGGAGGAGAUCAAGGGCUUUAUUAAAGCCGAAGCAGCUGUGGCCGUUCUUCAUGCGGAUUCCAAUCCCAUCGUACUAUCACACAGUGGUUCCGGUUCUAGGUUGUCGCCGCUAACAACACCGCCAUGCGAAAGAUCACCGCACAUGACGCUGAGCCUGCAGGAGAUCUUGAUUGUGGGCUCGGCAUGCGAACAGGCCAAAUUUUCGGAGCUAACAAUGGAUAUGUUUAGAAUGUUACAGACACUAGAACGGGAACCAACAGAAACCACACAUCCUAUGAGUGUUUCACAUGGCAUGCAUGGACACGAUGCCAGUCCAGCGGCCAGUCGUAUACCACCAUACGGUGUUCCAGGUUCCAAGGGCUAUUUGGAAAAUAGCCGCCAUUAUCGUGACAAUCCUCAUAAGUAUUUAUUGUAUAAGCCUUCGAUUAGCCAACUUCUGGUGUUCUUAGCUAGCGGUUUUAAAGAAUUGCCUCCGGGAGGCGCCUUACUCUUAUACAUGUCGGCAGAUGGCUGUUUUUCCACCACCAAACAUCCCGAAGAUUAUGGCUAUGAAUUAGGUGGCCUGGCCACAAGUGUCAAACGCGAUGGUGUUGAUGGCGGCGGUCUGGCGUGUCGAGGGAAAUCCUACAAGGAAACCCAUUGUCUGUAUCCAGGCGAUUUAUAUCCCUUCACCCGACGGCCCAUGUUCAUUAUUAUCGAUUCGGAUAAUUCGUUUGUGUUUCAGCAUAUACCCCGUUAUUUUGGCCAACCAUUGGUUGUGCUCAUGUCACCUCAGGAUGUACCACCAGCUUUUCAGGCUGAAGUCCAACACCAUGGCUCCUUGUUUACAUUGUUCCUGCACUCCCCUCUCACCGCUUUGUGUUACAUCUGUAAUGUUGGCGAUGUGCCCAUCCAUCAUUGGGAACGCUGCCAGUCGUAUGUGGAUCAUUUCAUAACAGAAGCUUCCCGUUUAGUAACACGCUGUCGCAUAGAUGAAAUUGACCAAGGAUAUAUAGAUUCAUCGUAUGUUCAAUUCUUUGGUGAUGACUUCUUACGUACCCUCAUACUACGCUUUGUGUUCUGUGAUGUUGUAUUGAGACUGCAUCGUGGUUUCCGGGGACGCCAUAUGAGACCACGCUGUGAACCACCAUUGCCAUCCAAUGAACUGCUAGAGCAUCCCACAUUGUCGCAUAUUAUAUUCCAGCUGGCAACGGCGCUCGAUGUGCGCGGUCAUUUCUCCGAUGGACCGGAAUGCGACUGAUGAUCUACUGAGUAUUUCCCUAAACUAAGUCUAGUCAUAAUUUUAAGCAUUUCUUUGCAACAAUUUAUUAUUAUAAUUCUAAUUCUAUUAAUUAUUAUGGAAAUUAAUCUUAAAACAACAACAACAAGAACAACAACAACAAAUAUAACAACAAUUGCAAUAACAACAAUAAUAUUAAUAAAAAAAAACAAAUUAAAUAUUUGUGAAGCAAAAGAAGAAAAUACCAAAAUUUCUAUGGAAAGAAAAUUCUCGUUAAACGAUUCCUGUUCUAAAAACUAAACCCCUGCUAAAAGUAACCAAAGAAAAAGUCCCCGAAAAAACAAAUAUCCCAAACGCCCAAAAGGUAAAACUAUGAAACAUAUGAUAACAUACAUAAAUAUGCUGAGCUUUUAAAAAGGAAAACCUGCAAAAAUGGUUAAAAAAAUCUGACACUACCCAAAGACCCUGCUUUUCUCCUAUUCAGAGUUCUUGACACGACACUGCAUUGACUGCCAUUCCAGAUAUUCCCAAAAGCUAGGGGAUGAGCUUUCAUUAUGAUGGAGCAAAAAAAAGGCCAAAAGUAACCACAUAGACAUUUCCCAGGCUUUCCCCAAAACUCUGGAGCCCCCGCUCGAAAAAUUCUCAAACUUCCCCCCUCUAACCUAACCAUGCAAAUAUCUAAUAACAACAAAUACAAAAUAAAUAAUUACAUAUAAAUCUAAAAAAACAAAAACUUAUCUGAACAGAAACAACAACAAAAAGAAAAAUAAUUUAGCUCAUUUUCUACUCAAGCAAAAUAAAAACAAAACAAAAUUUAAAACCAACAACAAAAAUAUAUUUUUAAAGAAAAUUUGAAAGUAAAACCAACAAAAAAAAAAUUGAACACAACACGGAAGUGACUGAUUUAGCAACAAAAACAAGAGAAAUCUCAUAAAGAGAAAUAAAUGCUAGCAAAAGGAAACAAAAACCAGAUGAAGAAGAUGAAGCUGAAGCAGAAUAGUUAUGCCGGUUACUGAUACAAUUCCGUAGUUGUCCUACCAAACCAAAUAUACUCAUUUUAUAAUGUAUACAUACAACAUAACAUAUAUAUUUUUGCCUACAAAACCAAAAA